Rosa chinensis is the source of this 1071-nucleotide messenger RNA. Its product is annotated as transcription factor BEE 1. Gene Ontology annotation, molecular function: DNA-binding transcription factor activity; protein dimerization activity. The transcript is spliced from 6 exons. Bases 102 to 821 code for a protein of 239 amino acids. Gene Ontology annotation, biological process: regulation of DNA-templated transcription. Gene Ontology annotation, cellular component: nucleus. NCBI's taxonomy places the organism in Eukaryota, Viridiplantae, Streptophyta, Magnoliopsida, Rosales, Rosaceae. The record is from RefSeq and is a predicted model, not a curated record.
UUAAGUUUACCAGGGGCAUGCAAAACCUCAAACAUAUUUCUUUCUAGACAUCCCACACUACUACUUGAUCUCCAAGCGAGCAGCUCAAUCAAUUGAUUAAUAUGGAACUGAUAGACAGUCUCUGUGAGUUGGAGAGUCUCGGCGCCAGUCAUCAUCAUGGAAUCAUGGCUCUCUCCACUGACAGCUUUACUCCUCAUCAUCAUCAUGAUCAGCAACAACCUCAAGUCCCUGCAGCUAUGAACUUCAGCACUGAUCGCAGUCAUGAUAUUCAGAGAUUUUCUCAUUCUCAUGAUCGAAAUGAUGAUGAUCAUCAUCAUGUCCUAACUGCUCAAUCAACAGCUGCAGAUUUUGGCGAACAAAGCCAAAUGGAAAAGCCAUUGGGAGGAAGAAAGAGAAAGAGAAGCAAUAGUGAUAAAGAUAUGGACAAACCAAAGGAGGUCAUUCAUGUGAGAGCUAAGCGAGGCCAAGCUACUGAUAGCCACAGUUUGGCAGAAAGGGUAAGAAGAGAAAAAAUAAAUGAAAGGCUGAGAUGCCUGCAAAAUCUUGUUCCAGGGUGCUAUAAGACAAUGGGAAUGGCAGUAAUGCUGGAUGUGGUUAUCAGUUACGUUCAGUCACUGCAGAAUCAAAUUGAGUUUCUCUCUAUGAAGCUUUCUGCAGCAAGCUUGUAUUAUGAUUUCAAUUCACCAGGUCAUGCAGAUCCUGUUGACACAACGCAGGGGACAAAUGCAUAUGAGGUACAAGAGAAUAUGGUAAGAUCAGAGCAAGGGUAUGGAGGAGGAGGAGGACUUUCUUUUAGCCAAUCAACAUCGUGGCCUCUUUGAGUUCAACUUUCAGUUCCCAUAACGUUAAUCAAGCUAGCACACAACAUACAAUGUCAUCUCUCUUCGUACCACAAUAAAAAUUUCCUCUUUCAUAUAUAUAUAUAUAUAUAUAUAUAUAUAUAUAUAUGAAUCUAGCUUGUUCCACAGUACGUACCUUUACAUUCUGAUAAAUAUCACAGUACUAGUAUAAGAGAAGCUUGAAGACUGUCAGUGUUAUAUCAGUAUAUAUCAUCAUCUAUAUAUUAACAUU